Suillus plorans is the source of this 255-nucleotide messenger RNA. RefSeq lists its product as uncharacterized. Gene Ontology annotation, molecular function: oxidoreductase activity, acting on paired donors, with incorporation or reduction of molecular oxygen; iron ion binding; monooxygenase activity. NCBI's taxonomy places the organism in Eukaryota, Fungi, Basidiomycota, Agaricomycetes, Boletales, Suillaceae. The annotation marks the transcript as partial. The transcript is spliced from 2 exons. The record is from RefSeq and is a predicted model, not a curated record.
ACUGAAAUUUUGCUAUGCAACCCGAGAGCUAUAGCACAUUUUUGUGCCCGAGAGAUGUGGACAUUCCCCUUUCAUUGGCAAUUCUGGAGACAUCAGUAUGUUAGCGCCAUCAUCUUCCCUCGUCUGUUUUAUAUUUCUUGUCAGAUCGGAAGAGGGCUGUUAUGGUCUCAGGACGAGACCCACAGGGGCCAGCGGAAGGCACUUGCACCAGCAUUCAGCAAUGCAGGGAUUCAGAAACUCAUACCAGUAUUCUGG